UUAUUAACGAAAGCGUUACGGAGUUAGCGUGAGACUUCAGGGUUCUGCAUUCUGAAACAUCAAUUACAAUAAAAUCCGGUAAAAUUUCGAUUUAAAGCUUUCGUGACUGCAGGGAUUCAUCUUCUUGGUUCUUUCGGUAAAGUCACGUAGAAUGGGGAUGUGUUUCCUCCGAAACGUGGUGCGAAUUUUUAUUUGUAUUAUUUGUAUUUUUAUUAUUAUUUUAUCUCCAUUCUACGUGACUUUACCGAGAGAACCAACAAGAUAAAAUCCGGUGCCGGGGAGGCGCCCUUCCCGUGACGUCAUCGUCACGCGACGUCCGCGCUGGGACUCCGCCCCGCGUCGUCGUCACCAGCCCGCCACGUGCUUCCGCACACUGCCGGGAGCCACGUGCGCGCUCCCGCGUUGGACGUCUUCACCGCGUGAUCUUCGUCAUUUUCACCGCCAGCAGCAGCAGCAGGAUUACUUCGUUAUCAGCAACGGCAGGAUUGGAUAUCGCCGCCGCGCUGAGUAUGACAACAUCACGGUCUUGUUGAGGAGGCCCAGGGGGGGGAUAUUUCUUUUUGCAGCGCGGACGCGGGGCAUCGAGAAAUAUAAGAGAAAAUGACGAAGAAACGACAGCGGGACACCGACUUCCAGAAAGUGAAGCUCAAGGUUGGGAAGAAGAAACCCAGGGCUGACAAUGAGACCAACACGAACUUUAAGACGCGCGCUAUUACCGUCCCAGAACAACUCAAGGCCACCGGCUCGCAGCCCACCACCAAGCGCAAACUUAGCAUUGAUACCCUUUUGACGCAGCUGCGCCACUAUGGCACGACCGUGCGGCAUGGUGCCCUGGGGGGACUCAAGGAGCUGGUGGAGGCUCACCCCGAGCUGGUCCCCCAGCAUCUUCCGUCCUUGGUGGAUCAGGUGACACCGCUGCUCACCGACCGCGAGGCCGUGGUGCGGCAGGGCGUGGUGGCCGUGCUGCGCUCUAUCUACCCCCGCGUGGAUGCCGCCCGACUCUCGCCUUUCGUGCCAACGCUGAGCGCUCACCUGGCGUCCGCCAUGACGCACCUGAGCGAGGGCGUGCAGCUGGACGCGCUGCAGGCCCUCGACGCGAUUCUCGAGACUUUGCCCCAGCUGCUCGUGCGCACCGCCAGUGGCCUGCGACUGCUGGGCCUGUUCGUCCAGCUCAUCUCACGGGGAGGCUCGCAGGCUAAGGGAGAUAAAGCGCCCCGGCGCCUCCUCGUGAACCCCAGUGGGCAGCUCACGUCCCAGCAAUGGCGGCUGCGCGUGCUGGUGCGCCUCGCCCGCUUCCUGGGCGCUGUGCAUCGAGAGACGGAUGGGGAGGGAGAGGUGCGCCCUGCGGAGGCAUUGCACGUGGACUGGCCGAGCUGCCAGAGGGGCGUCGAGGUGUUUGAACACUCGGGACUACGGCCCAUGCUGGCCACGACGUUUCGUCUAUGUCCAGUCAGCAUGGCAAACUCGAGCGAAAUGGUGGUUGACAAUGACCUGUCCCAUCCGGAGGGCGUUCGGACGUUCGUGCACACCCUAGUGCCACUUCUUCUGGAGUGCUGGGUGGAGGCGGCUCUGGCCACGCAGGAUGGGGACGUGCCCAUCCCAGGUAGUGAGGGUCUGGCCGUCAUGGUGCAGGUAGCCAACACGAUGCUCCUGCUGUGGAGGCUGGUGAUCCGGCACGGUCGCACCCUGGGAACAUUUUUCCGGGACACAUAUUUCACCGAUUUCAAAUCACACUUCUUGAAGAAUUUUCCGUACUCCAUGUGUGAGAAUGUGGCAAGAAAAUCCAAGCAAAAAGGAGCGAUAAAAGGAACCGAGGUAACGGAAGACACUGUCCUGGGUCUGAACCUCAACCUGGCCGAGCUGCUGGCCUCCGUGGCAGAGCACGGCUGCGGGCCCGGGGGGUGGGGAGCUUCGGCGACAGUACCGGCGGGGCGUCGUGCCGCCCAGCCGGAUGCCCUGGAGCCCGUGGAGCACUACGUGGCAGGGCUGCUUUCCGGGGGCAGCCGCCUGCCCUCCACUCACCUCGGCACGGUGCUGGCUGUGGUCCGUACACUCCUGGCCACUCUGCACACUCAAGCCCGUGUGGAGGGAUUGCUGCGCGCCGUGUUUGCGGAGUACCAGCAGCGCAGCGUCACCGUGGCCAACCGCCUGCGCAUGCUGCGUUUCUUCCGCAGCCUUUACGUGGACGAGGGGGAAACCUCGGUCCACGUGCGCAGGAGCAAGGUGCUGUCCCGCUGGCUCAUGACGCUGCCGCCGCAGCUUAUUCAGUUGGGUGCUCGCUGCCCCGCGUUCUCGGCUGAGCUCGUGGAGGUCAUCCGGUCAGCUGCUGCCCACGCCAACAGCAACCUCCUGGCCAGCCUGUCCACCCACGCGUGCCACAUCUACGACCCGACAGAUGGGGUAGUGGGCAGCCUGGUGGCAGACGCCGCCACGCAGAGGCACCUCCUGCAGCUGCUCUACCACCUGCCGGUCUUCCCCGAGGGCCUGCCACCCCACCUGGCCCACUUCUGCCUUGACGUGCGCUUCCCUGCGGAAAUGGCCAAGACCGUCAUCAGGAUGAUGCAUCACAGGGCUUGUCUAGGAACAAGGGAAGACUCCGAAGAGGCCCCAUUUCCCGACACGGCCUAUCUUGGCUUCAUGUUCUCGGUGCUCAUAGGUGUCACUGCGAAGGAGCUGUCUGGCCUCAAACAGAUGGAUUUGUCACACGUGACCAAGAGCCACUGCACCAAGGUGGACCUCUUGGAGACGAGCUGCGAUAGAUUUCUUCGCCAUGCAGCCAUUAAUGAGGUGGUGUGCUGGUGUUUGGGAUCGGUGCCGUCUCGCCCGCAGCUCCUCGAGGUUCUUGGCCACGGCUUUGAGAGCCACUUGACCGGCGUUCCCGUGCUGCCGGACACGUGCGCGUUGGGGCUCCUGAGUGGCGUGACGCGGCUCUGGGACCCGGCGUGUGACCCCGAGCUGCUGCCGCUCGCGCUCGUCGCAGCGUGCACCCGCGCCCUCUUGCAGCGUGCCCUCGCGAGCCCUUCGUCCGGCACCCCCGCGCAGGGUGAGCAGCGCCGAAGGCAGUGUGUGCUCGAGGCUUGCGAGUCCAGCCUGGCCACCCUCCCCGGCACCUGCCCCGCCGUGCUGAGCUCCCUGCUCGAGGAGCUCGCGUCGGGAGCUCCGAGCGCCGGCGACAGAGUGCCGCCGGCACCCCAGAGGGAGCACGCGCGGGCGCUCGCGCCGAUGCUGCAGUGGCUGAUGCAGGAGCAGCACUUGAGGCCUGUGGUGGCGCAGAGUGCACAGCUGCUGGGCCGGCUGGUGCAGACCGUGCUGGAUGCAGGGGGUGCAGAUUGCUGGGAGCAGUGGAAGACCGACUUGAAGUGCAACUUCACCGUGUUUAUGUCUCAAAGCCAGGUUUGACAUGAGCUCAGCGACAUACAGGAAAAAGGUUGCGCAUGAUACGAUUACGAAACAUUUAGGAUUUAUUUUUACUCAAAUGUGACCUUGCUGAGUCUGGGACCUGCUAAUCACCAGUGAAGUAUAGCUUCACCUAAAACUGUAAUUUUGCAAUAUCAUUAUACACUGCAACAGGAACACUUGACAAAUAAACUUUGGUGUUGAAAAAUAUGCCUCCAGCUUGA
Petromyzon marinus (sea lamprey) is the source of this 3620-nucleotide messenger RNA. RefSeq names its product testis expressed 10 (gene TEX10). Gene Ontology annotation, cellular component: nucleus; MLL1 complex. NCBI's taxonomy places the organism in Eukaryota, Metazoa, Chordata, Hyperoartia, Petromyzontiformes, Petromyzontidae. The record is from RefSeq and is a predicted model, not a curated record.